AUGGAUACUCUUCUCACUGCCGAUGUCAUGGCUAGUUCGCCGAAUUGGAAACGCAGGUCAAGCACUUUCGUUGAUGCUAUCCAUGACUUGCCUGAGAAGGAGAGCAUGGCUCCUGCUCAACUUUACAGCACCGAGUCUGGCCGUCUUUUCCAUUCCGGUAGGAUAGUCAUUGCUACAGUUGGACUGCCCGCUCGUGGCAAGACCCAUACCUCGGUUGCUCUGGCCAGAUAUCUACGAUGGCUUGGUGUAAAGACUCGUAUUUUUCAUCUUGGUGACUACAGAAGAGCGACAAUGGGUCCGGGUAAAGAAGUUCCUGAUGACUACUUCUUCAUCAACGCUUCUCCUUCAUCCGUGCUGCUUCGCCAAAAGAUCCUCCGAAAAUGUAGAGAGGACAUUUACAACUUCCUUGAGCACGAGAAUGGUCAGAUUGCCAUCUAUGACGCAGUAAAUCCUUCUGCUGCUGGUCGCAUUUCUCUUGCCAAAGAGUUCUCUAAGCAUAACGUGCAGACCCUCUUCAUCGAGUCACAUUGCACAGACGAGAAGAUUAUCGAAGAGAACGUCCGCAGCGUCAAGAUCUCAUCUCCCGACUACCAAGGUUGGUCCGACAAGGAUGCCGUCAAAGACUACCUGGCCAGAAUCAACGCCCGCAUUCCUCAUUUUGAGUCCAUGGAAGAGGCCGAGCUACAUUACGUGAAAAUGAUCAACGCUGGAGAACGUGUGAUUGUGAAUAACUGUGCCUUCAACUACCUCUCUCAGCGCAUCGUCUUCUAUCUUCUCAAUCUCCACACCAAGCACCGAUCUGUUUACUUUGCCAGAGCGGGAACGACAAGAGACGAGGACUCUUACAAAGCUGACGCUUCACUCUCUGAGGAUGGUGUUACAUACUCCCAGAAGAUGAGCGACGCUCUCAUCAAACACCGAGAGGAAGAGCGCAGGCAACUUAUCGAAAGAGGUGGUCCUGAUGCUCCUUUAAAAUCCUUGACCAUCUGGACAUCCACCAGACGACGCACAGUCGAGACUUCUCACUAUCUUGAGAGCCUGGGAUACUGUGUAAAGCAACGCUCUCAGAUGAGUCAGCUGAACCCUGGCGUGUGCGAGAAAAUGUCCGAAGACAAGAUCCGAGAACAAUACCCUGAGGAAGUGCGCAAGCAUGAGCUUGACCCGUACCACCAUCGCUACCCUCGUGCUGAGUCUUACCACGAUCUGGCCGUUCGUUUGGAACCCAUCAUCCUGGAGUUGGAGCGCGAGCAAAACGAUCUUUUGAUUGUCGCCCAUGAAAGUGUGUUGAGAGUGCUUUACGGCUACCUGAUGGCUUGUGGUGCACGCGACAUCCCGAAGCUGCAAUUCCCUCGCGAUGAGAUUAUCGAGAUCGUUCCCGCAUCCUACAACAAUGAGGCUAGGCGUAUUCAUGUCUCUGGUGUACCAGCUCAGAUUGUACCUGACAGCCCAGAAGACUUGAAGCUUCCUGUGCCCCCAUCAGGUGCGAUCACUCCCUUCUCUGGCAUUGGCACACCUCGAGGCACAGGCACACCUGAGACGAGGGAGGAAGAGGAUGGAGCAAAGCCGCUACCUACGGUAAACAUUCAUCCCAGCAAAUGA
Aureobasidium melanogenum CBS 110374 is the source of this 1599-nucleotide messenger RNA. Its product is annotated as 6-phosphofructo-2-kinase/fructose-2,6-bisphosphatase-like protein. The transcript is spliced from 4 exons. Gene Ontology annotation, biological process: fructose 2,6-bisphosphate metabolic process; fructose metabolic process. Gene Ontology annotation, cellular component: cytosol. Gene Ontology annotation, molecular function: fructose-2,6-bisphosphate 2-phosphatase activity; 6-phosphofructo-2-kinase activity; ATP binding. NCBI's taxonomy places the organism in Eukaryota, Fungi, Ascomycota, Dothideomycetes, Dothideales, Saccotheciaceae. The record is from RefSeq and is a predicted model, not a curated record. Bases 1 to 1599 code for a protein of 532 amino acids.